AUCUAACUCUCUCAAUCAAAUCAACUCUGCAGCAGGUGCGCAAACGUGAAACCGUCCAGUGGACAAAAAGGAUUCUGUUGCCUGAAAAUGUGACAGUUCAUUCGAAGUUUAAUGUGGCCGUCGGAAAAGCACAGAAAUAAGACAAACCAUGGAUGGAAUAAAACUGGAGCUAGGUGUUUCUGUGCUGAAGAAACGUUUAUUUUUUCGAGCGAGCUAACGUUAGCUAGCAACCUGUUGGCUAGCAUCCAACGGCUAAUGGCCACGUUGAAGGACCACCCACUGAACUGACGUCCUGUGUCAGAAGAUGGAACAAGCCGUUGGAUGUCUUUGUGCUUCACUGUCACAUAAAUGACAUGUUUGGGCUCUCUCAGCUGUCAAGACACAAACACACCACUUUUGCCAUGUAGAGUGUCGGCCAGAGGGGGACACCAACCUGCACAGGACCACGAGCCAGGUCGAGAGAAGAGAAAGGGUCCCAUGAUCUCUGCCGGUGAUGCUGAGUUCCCGCGGGAUUACCACACCCUGGCUGGCGGCGGCCGCGGGGCCCGGCGGUUCCCCGACAACACCAAUGGGGGCUUCACAUCAUCCUCGCUGGACCGCCGGCACAACUCGGUGGCCGCCAAGAGCCUGGAGGCCCUGAACAGCAUCCAUAAGGCGGACAUCGAGCGCCAGCGAGACGCCCUCAUGGAUCUCCAGAAAAACAAGUACUCCAACAGCCCAGGCAGCCUGUCGCAGGGCUCGGCUCCUGCCGGACGACAGCAACAACCAAACUACUGGAGCUUCAAGACUCGCACGCCACGUGUGACACGACUCAGCCCAACACAGCCGGCUCUCGCUGACCAGGCCAGCAGGGUAUCCUUUGCGUCAGCAGAAAAUCUAGAGACCAUGUCGGAGCCUGAUAUCCCCAUCGGCUUCAACCGGAUGAACCGGCUUCGCCAGAGCCUGCCGCUGGCUCGCUCAUCCAGCCAGGCAAAGCUGCGGGCGCCAGGGAUCUUGUUCCUCCAGCUUGGAGAGGAGACUCGCAGGGUGCACCUGACCCACGAGCUGACCAGCCUGGACACUCUGAGGGCCCUCAUUGUGCACAUGUUCCCCCAGAGGCUCACCAUGGCCAUGCUCAGGUCUCCCAGCACGGCUCUGCUGAUCAAAGAUGAAACCCGUAACGUUUUCUACGAGCUGGAGGACCCGCGUGACGUUCAGGACCGCUGCGUAAUUAAGAUUUACUGCAAAGAGCCCAUCUACGGCACCUACCCCGGGCACCACAACCCACACCUGGCUAAUGGAGACCUGCGGAGGGAGAUGGUGUACGCACCACAGGACUCUCCACCCAACCGCCGCCUCAGUAACCCACCGAUGUCUUCCCAGCAUUCAUCGUCCUCUGCCUCCCCUCAAGCUUCACCGUCCCGCGCUCGCCUCCUCUACAGCGGUGGCAGGCCUUCUUCCUAUGCCGGGCCGCCCCACCACACCCACUCCCUGCCGCACCCGCACUCCCAGUCCCACCACUCCUCUCCCCACCAGCAACCACAGCUCCACCAGCCCCAUCACACCCAGCAGGCCUUCGUCGCCUCCUCCAGCGCCAUCCUGGAGCGCAGGGACGUGAAGCCUGAUGAUGAAGUGGGGGGGUCGAGGAGCAUGGUGCUGCUGCGGGGAGAUGAACGUGGGGGAGGGGGGAUCUACGCCGAUCCCUACUCUCUGGGUCCAGACCCGAGUCGGCUGAGUCUGGCAGGAGGUCCUCACUCCCCUCUACCAGCUAGAGCAGACCCUUAUGGCUCCUUAUACCGCCGUGGAGGAGGAGGAGGCGGAGGUGGAGGAGGGGGAGGUGCUGGAUCAAUGCGUUCACUCACCUCCUAUACAGCAGCUGCUUUACAAGGAGAGCUAAUGGAAUCUGGUGCUCUCUACAGACCAGGAGGACCGCUUUAUAAUGAUGCCUACGCUGCGUCCAUGUUGGCGAUGGGGCUGCGGGUGCCACCGCCUUCUUCCCCACAGAAGAUACCCGACAUGAGGGAUUCAUACGGAGGCACCAUGCCCGGGCGGGGCUCCCCUGGAAGGCAGAGUUUGAGAAGGGACUCAGUGACCUCAUCAGUGUUCGGGGACAGUCCCAAGGCCCGGGGCCAGGGCUCAGGGCUGGGCCUGACCUCAGAGCAGCUCUGCUUGAUGGCCGGUCCUGGUGGGGAGGGAGGCGGUACUGGAGGCUUCGGAUCUCCUCUGUUAGGGAAUGAAACAGAAACUAGGGAGCGUAUGGAGGCCAUGGAGAAGCAGAUAGCAAGUCUGACCGGACUACUGCAGAGAGUUCUGAGCAGAGCGCCUGAGGCAGAAAGCCCGGAGAAGAUUGAGUCAGCCAGCGACUGCUCGGGAACUGACACUUUGACACCGUCGGCUCCUUUGGCCCUGAUGCCACCUCCGCCCUCGGGGGCCCACCAGCCUGUGACAGUGUCCCGUCUGCAGAUGCAGCUCCACCUACAGGGCCUGCAGCAGAACACCAACGCACUGCGCAAACAGCUGUCGCAGCUACGCAACAUGCAGCUGGAGAACCAGGACUCGGUCUUGUCCCUGCUGAGGCAGACGGAGUCGGAGCUGAGCCUCAUGAUGCUGGACGCCAUGCGCACACAGGAGGACCCGCUCCAGAGACAGCGCCUCCUAGUGGAGGAGGAGAGACUCAAGUACCUCAACCAGGAGGAGCUGCUCAUCCAGCAGCUGCAUGAUCUGGAGAAGUCUGUAGAGGAGCUUCAGAGGAACUCGUCAGUGAACCACGGCCUGGUGACGGAGCAGGAUGUGGAGCAGAAGAGCAAAGAGCUGAGGAUGCUGGGAGAGACGCUCACCGAGCUCAAGAACCAGUUCCCCAGUCUGCAGAGUAAGAUGCGGGUGGUGCUGAGGGUGGAGGUGGAGGCUGUUAAGUUCCUGAAAGAGGAGCCGCAUCGUCUGGACGCCCUGCUGAAGCGCUGCAACACCAUGACUGAUGCGCUCAGCACACUCCGCAGUCUCUUGUAUUCCUCCUAUAUGUACAGACAAGUCACAGAGGGUGUGUGGAAGAGCCCCGAAGACCUCUCCAGCCAAUCACAGAAGAGAGCAGAGGACAUGAGUCGCACCUCUGACCUGGACAUCCUCAACAGUCCUCCUCUCAGCCUCACCGACCUGACCACCAGCUCCGGCCUGGCCAACUGGAUGCCCGUGUCCGCCGGCGACGCUGACAUCUCUGGUCCCGAGCAGGACGUCCAGCCUUCGAUGGGCUUCAGGAACCGAGUCCUCGACGAGCUGCCGAGUCGGCGUCCGGCUGAUAAGUCUGUGUCGGCCGAAGUCAGACUGGCGGCAGAGCGGGACUGGGAGGAGAAGCGUGCCAGCUUGACCCAGUUCAGUGCCCAGGACAUCAACCGCCUGCUGGAAGAGACCCAGGCUGAGUUGAUGAAGGCCAUCCCGGACCUGGACUUCGCUGCCAGGCACAUCAACAAGCCCGCGGUGCCGCCCAAGCCCCAGAUCACCAUCCCAAUAACCUCCACCACAGCUACUUCUCCCGCAGCUGGGACCACUGGCAGCACAGCCACCACCACCACCUCCACCACCACACCCAGCAGCGACCAGCAGCCUGGCAAAGUGCAGCUGGCGGCCCAGAAGCUGAACAGUAUGGAGGGGGCUGGUUCACAUCGAGGGUCGGUGGAUCUCAACGUGGCCAGGUAUCGUACAGAGAAACCCUCCAAGUCUCCACCUCCACCUCCACCUCGCCGAAGCUUCCCGUCGGCACACGGCCUCACCACCAACCGCACCGGAGAGGUCAUCGUCACCAACAAGAAUCUGAAGAUGGAGGAAGAUGGUGAGUUGCCCAAGACUCUGGUGAAGCUGAGGCGGACCCCGUCUGACACCCCUCGACCCGCCUCGACUCCGCCUGUGAUCGCAGCGUCGGCCAUCCAGGACGAGGACGAUGAAGAGAAGAUAAUCGCUGAGUUAGAGAUAUUUCAGAGAACGCCUGUAAAAGAUUGUAAUAAUCGAUACUGCACCCUACCAAAGGCCGCCCCUGCCUGCACCUUCGGGUCCCUGGGCAGAAAGAACAGCACUCACUCUCCGGGGCCGAUGAAGGGCCCCACAGUCGCCGCCCGGCUCAAACACCUUCAGCAAGGCAGCCUAGAGAGGCCCAAAUCCCGCAAGCAGAAAGAGGAUAUCCCCAAAGUCCAGGGCCAGCAGCAGGUAUUCCACUUCUAAAACCUCCACCUCUGAUGCUCCGUCUGCCUCACCUCUCUGCUGUCACUUCCAAGAAGUUUCCCCCUGCGACUUCUGCAACAUGACACAAACUGUGUAGGCUCAACCAGCAGACAGAAUGAGAUUACACAAACACCAGAGGGGGAACUAUCUACAGAAACCUUGAUUUUUACCAGUUCUUGAUGUGUGUUUUCAGUUACUGGAUCUAACCUAGCUUGCUUAGAGAUCAAGUUUUUGUCGUACGAGUAUGUCGAUGUUUUGAUUUCCUGAGGAAGGUCUUGGUGGUGCUUGUAACUGAUUAAACUAGCUUUAUUAUUAUUAUAGACCUAUCAGAGACAUCCUCUGCCUCCAUUGUGCAGCAAAAUCUUCAGUAAUGCCACGGAAUGAUUUCAUAUCUCGACGUGACAUUGAUGAUAUUUCGCCAUUGAUCCAGCCAUGUACUCUCUCACUGAAUCCUCAUCUCUCCCGUUAUUCAUCCAGUAAUCACCACACGCUGCUCAUUUUGUGUCACCCAUCCUUUAAAUCUCAAGGUAGUGCAGCGGCAGCAAAGUAUUUCAGCACGUUUGUGUGGCUGCUAAUAAACAGCCUGAAAGGUUCCAGCCAAAAGGCCAAUCCAUUAAGCUAGCUCACUCAGAAUUGCCUUUUUUUUUAACAGCUCUAAUGCUACGACUUAUUAUGCAAGAUGACAAGAGCAAAGCACAAGGUGCAAGGUUACCCUUAAAAAGCUGUUUUUGUAGACGAGCUUUUCGGUUUAAUGUGUGCAAUAAAUGUAUUUGUAGAAGUAAGAGAAAGGAAGAGGAGCUUUGUGAAGGCAGCAGAGGAAAAACAAAAUAUAUGCAGAAAAGCAAAAAAGCUGCUGCAAAGAUUUAAAUCACUGAAGCAACUGUGUACCUAAUUUAUAGAAUUUAUUUACACCUUACCAUCUAUCUGAAUUUAUGUUGUUUAAAUAUCAUUUUUAGCUGAGCUUCCAUCGCAGGACUUUUCCUCAGAGACUGUAGGAACCUUUGGAGGAAAGUGUUUCCACUGCAGGAUUUACCUGAUCUUUGUUGGUAUUAAUCCACAGUGGAAACAGAAAACAGGAAAGCAAAGAAAGGACAUUUUUUUGUUCCUUGAAAAGUGGUUUGAAGGAUUCAAUGUUCCGUUAUUGAACUUUAAAGUAUUUUAAAGGUUUAAGAUUUAAUAAACAUUUCUUUUCCUUGCUCAAAAUGGUCUGAGGACAUAGUUGUAUGCUGGACAGAUUGGAAAGAUUUUUGGCUGUAAUUAAAUUGAUUCACCUUAAAAUUAAGACUUGAACUACCAGGCUCCCGAAGCAACAUGUCUGUCGUAUCAGGUUACACUCUGUCGGUCACCUGACCCGUGAAAGCAAUAAUAUACCAAAACCUCUUUGAAUUACAAAGAAUAAAAUUCAAGCGACUUAAAUUCA
Acanthopagrus latus (yellowfin seabream) is the source of this 5608-nucleotide messenger RNA. RefSeq names its product SRC kinase signaling inhibitor 1-like. Gene Ontology annotation, biological process: regulation of dendritic spine morphogenesis. The transcript has 21 exons. The coding region runs from base 349 to 4188 and encodes 1279 amino acids. Gene Ontology annotation, cellular component: cytoplasm; postsynaptic density; actin cytoskeleton. Lineage: Eukaryota; Metazoa; Chordata; Actinopteri; Spariformes; Sparidae. The record is from RefSeq and is a predicted model, not a curated record.